AUGACGAGCGGGUUAGUAAGCAAGUGGAUCGUGAAGUAUGACGACGGCGAGGCAUCAGCUGCGGAUGGUUUGUUUAAGCUUGCUGGUGAGCUGGAGCUAAGCGGAAAGUGCUUACAACAGAAAUUCAAAUACCACGACCGGAAAAUAGAAACAUGCGGCUUCCUCGAAAAGGAUAGUCCCUCCUGGGCCGCCUUCCACAUCGCGUUCUUCCUUAGUUCGUUCGUGUUCCUGCUUAUACUGAACAGCAUCCUAUACAUGUGGGUGCUGUCCCGGCGGGGGCAAAGUUCGGUCGGCGGUCGUUCGGCCGAAUCGAAGAAGGGCAAAAAUCGCGUUACCCGGCUGGUGGUGAUUGUGGUGGCAGCGUUUGCUUCAUUAUGGUUUCCCAUACAGGUCAUCCUGGUCCUAAAGAGUGUGGACGUCUUUAAACUAGACACGCAUUUUAAAAUUUCACUACAAAUCGUCUCGCACGUGCUGGCAUACACGAGCUCCUGUAUAAACCCGCUGCUGUACGCGUUCCUGUCCGAAAACUUUCGUAAAGCAUUUCGUAAGAUUGUUUACUGUGGACCGGGGAGCCGCCGCCAGGGCAGCCAACGAAAACGUGCGAACCGGCAGCUGUCCAGACAUUUUAUAACCGGAAACAAUGAAGCAAACGUCCGUCACCUUCGUUUAAUACAUUCUUUGUUUUCGCACAGUGCAGCCCAGUGUUUCCGUUUUAUCCUGGCCACGACGGAACAUCAGCACAGCGGCACAAGCUUCUACGAAACGGUUCGCCAAAUGGCUUAACAGAGAUGGAAACCGAACCAACCAACAAUACAGGGUUUACCUAGCCAAUCCGGCAUCGUCAAAGCGC
Messenger RNA from Anopheles arabiensis, 850 nucleotides. Its product is annotated as allatostatin-A receptor-like. Lineage: Eukaryota; Metazoa; Arthropoda; Insecta; Diptera; Culicidae. The transcript is spliced from 5 exons. Gene Ontology annotation, cellular component: membrane. Gene Ontology annotation, molecular function: G protein-coupled receptor activity. The record is from RefSeq and is a predicted model, not a curated record. The coding region runs from base 1 to 783 and encodes 260 amino acids. Gene Ontology annotation, biological process: G protein-coupled receptor signaling pathway.